AUGGAGAAGUCCCGAAUGCGAAGACCUCACCGACGUCAGCAUUCAAAGUUCUCUCUGGACUUUGGCAAAGACUUUCCCAAGAGGUUUGCUACCGGCGUCCUUGUUGUCAUCCUGGUGGCAGUCCUUCUCUACUUCGGCCUCCAACGUUACAAUCUUCUGCGUCGUCAGCGACAAGUCUACUCACCCAUCCAGUUGCCGAGGCUAGUUCAGCCAAAUGAAACGGCUCCGGAAAAUUCACCUGAACUCUUCUGGGGCACCUAUCGACCGGGUAUCUACUUCGGCAUGUCUCAUCGCAGCCCUCAUUCUAUGCUCUUUGGACUAGCAUGGGCCACUCUUGGCACUCUGUCUCCACAAUUUCGUCAUGAAUGUUUGCUCGAGGAUGGUCUUAAAAGGUAGGUGGGCUUCUAUGUCGAAAUGCCUUCUUUGCUGCGGAUCUAAGAGACUUUAUGCCAAACUGACUGUAACUUUUCUGGCUAGAACCAAGGUGUCCAGGUGUGCUUUGAUUCUCUCUGUCUGGUUUUCGUCGAAUUUGCGUAUCGUAUUUUACAAAAAGACGCCGGAUCAUACAUGUGCAUCACCUUAGGAGGGGAGGUGUGAACAGGCUAGAGCUGACUUUUGUGCUUCUGAAUACGCGUGCGCAUCCCGAUUCCCACGAAAAUUGGCAGAUCACUGAGUACCUUAAUCGCCGCCUGUAUUGGCGUCAGAGUACGAUUUGACCGAGUGGACGGUGCGUGACAUAAGACUAACCAGUCCUGCUUUUUGUGGCGGGAGAGCCCAUGACAAAGAAGAGCAGUGUCUUUUGAUUUUCCAUGUUCAAUCCCGCGAAUCCAGUCUGAACUACUGACAACUGAGAUGCUAAUUGUGUUUUCCUCACACGGGCUACACCGCAAGUCCGCUGGAUCAGAACGAGGUUACAGUGGUUCAUGACACGCGUUUCAUCGACCCGCGCCGUCCAUACGCGUCCCGAUCUACUGUCGUACUUGCGUAUGGUAUACUUUAGACAGAUACCUUCUGCCCCCGCCCUCCCCCAGCUCCUGCAUACCAUCGUCAUAUUCAAGUUCAGGAACCGACGACUUGCCCCUCCCAGUCGUGGGGAGGGGGGUGUCUGUAACCACGCCGUUUGAGUGGUUAUGGUGGUUUGAUGUUUGCACACUGCUACGUGAACGAAGCGGCUUCUCUCUUUACCUUUGCUCAGACUUUUCUUAACUUUAGUUGCUACUGUACCCUGAAAAAGCUCAGGACCUCCCGGAGAAUGCUUCUGUCGGUUCAUGACACACGUUUUAUCGGCUCACGCCGUCUGUACGUCUCCCGACCUACUGCCGUACUUGCGUAUGGUAUACCUUAGAGGCAUUCAAUCUCCUAUCGCCAGUUAGUUGAUAGACUUGGACAGUUUACUGGUACAUAGCAGAGGGAAGACAGUGAGGCCGAUGUUGGGGAAUUAGUCCUCAUGACACGCGUUCCAUCGGCCCGCGCUGUCUGUACGCGUCCCCAUAUACUGCCACACUUGCGCAUGGUAUACUUUAGACAGAGGCCUUCACGCCCCCCUCCCCCCAGCUACUGCAUACCAUCGUCAUAUUCAACUUCUGGGACCGACGACUUUUGCCCCUCCCAGUCGUGGGUGAGGGUGUGUCUGUAAUCACGCCGUUUGAGUGGUUAUGGUGGUUUGAUACUUGCACGCUGCUACGUGAACGAAGCGGCUUCUCUCUGUACCCUUGUUCAGACUCUUCUGAGCUUGAGUUACUACUGUACCCCGGAAGAGCUUUGAUACGCGUGCACCUCAGAACUAGAGUUCCGAGUCAAACGUACUUGGGUUCCCUUCAAAGCAUCCUCCCAGAAGGGCAGUACCAUCGUCAUAUUCAAGUUCAGGAACCGACUUCUCUCUUUAUCCUUGUUCAGACUUUUCUUAGCUUGAAUUACUAAUAUACCCUGGAAAAGCUCAGGACCUCCUCCCAGAAGGGCAGUAUCAUCGUCAUAUUCAAAUUCAGGAACCGAAGACUGCUCUCUUUACCCUUGUUCAGACUUUUCUUAGCUUGAAUUACUAAUAUACCCUGGAAAAGCUCAGGACCUCCCUGAGAAUGCUUCUGUCGGCUCACGCCGUCUGUACGUCUCCUGACCUACUGCCGUACUUGCGUAUGGUAUACCUUAGAGGCCUUCACCAACCCCCCCCCCCUCCUCCUCCCCCCCAGCUACUGCAUUCCAUCUCUUAUCGUCAGUCAGUUGAUAGACUUGGACAGCUGACUAGUACAUAGCAGAGGGAAGACAGUGGGGCCGAUGUUGGGGAAUUAGUCCUCGCAGCAAAUCAUCGCAUGAAAUCUGGCACCCUUGAACCUAUCACUUCGAGGACGUUAAUGACGACGCGCUCCGUCCGAUAAAACACCCGGGAUAGUUGUCGGACUAAGGAGGCGCUGAAAUGAGUCGUUGAGCAUCACUUUAAAUACGCCCACAUGCAUUAUUAGUAGGAAAAGAGUUGAAAACGUUCAAAAUGUGUUACCAGACAUAAGUAGGUUGCAUCACAAAGAUGGGAUGCAGCAAUACUGGAGAGAAUGCCGUUACAUAUGCAACUGACCCGUCUGGAGUGUGAGGUGGUCCCGACUUGUCCGUUAAACUACCUGCAGGGAGAGAUGUCAGCGGUAGGAAGGGAGGGGGCACCGGCUACCUUCGGCGAUAAGCGGUCACACCACUUCCACCCUGGAUGCCCGCAGAAGUUACUGUAACCCACUUAAACAACUUUGUGGAACCCGAUGUGCGUUGCGGUCAUGGCUGCGAAGGUUGCUAACUGACGGGAUAACUUAGUCCUUCUGAGAGCAGAGGGCUGGUCUACGAGAUCCGAGAUCUUCGCUAAACGUAGUCCGAUAAAUAUACUGGGCAUCAGGCCGUGUCUGUGGCACACGUGGACGGGCCAUCUAGCUUCGUCAGCUACGGCGCCCACAUUCGCCUCCGGCCGUCGUCAGUCUGUUCCGUCAUCAAAACAAGAUGGGUAAGGGGGGAGAGAGCGCGAAAGGCGUUGCGCAAGUCUGCCUUAUUGUGAACCCGGGUCAUUCUUACGCCAACCUCUUUGGGCAGCAGUGGACCUCAUCGUUUGCGACGCCCGGAUUAUUGUGUACUGUGUGUAAUUAACUUGGCUAUCAUCAUAAUUCCUUUUUAACUGGUUCCAAUACCUCUAGCAUCAUUAGCUUAUGCGGUCGCUGCCAGAUCAUCCGUUGUUACUAUCAACUUAUCCCGUCAUCAUCUAACACAAAAAGUGUGCGACAUAGUAUCCUGCUCAUUUCUUUAUUUAUUACAUCUACAUCAUCGGCGCUAAUCUGAACAGGAGGCUCAGAGAGAUAGGGUUAGGGAUGAAUUGGAGCGCAGAUUAAUAAAAUACGAGACUUAACCAGCGGUAGGCGCCUCUGAUGAUAUUGCGCCAAAACGUUCCGGAGGCACCACUUAUCAAAUACCGAGUUUUCUCAAAUAAGCAGUGCACAGAGACUGGAUUGAUUUCUCACCCAUCGAUCGGGGCGGCCUUUGCUCUAGGUCCAUAUACAAGCAACGAGACUGGGUAUGUUUUGCGCGGGUUCUUUGCGGUAUUCAACCUCGUUUCGGCAUUAUCCUGCCGAAGUCUUCUUUGAGGAGCAGGAGGGGAAUACUUCUGAUGUGAAACCCAUUAGCAGCACUUUGAUACGCGGGCACCUUAGAACUACAGUUCCGAGUCAAACGAACUUGGGUUCUCUUUGAAGCAUUCCCCCAGAAGGGCAGUACCAUCGUCAUAUUCAAGUUCUGGAGCCGACAACUUUUGCUCAAUUAGAAGCCCCUCUCAGUCGUGAGGGAGGGCGUGUCUGUAACCACGCCGUUCGAGUGGUUAUGGUGGUUUGGUGUUUGCGCACUGCUACGUGACCGAAGCGGAUUUUCUCUUCACCUUUGUUCAGACUUACCCCGCACAGGCUCAGGACCUUUCUGAGAAUGCUUCUGCCGGUCUAAUCAAACUCUGCAGAACUCUGUUCUUGGACCAGUCAUUCGGCGGAUGUCGCGUUUUCCUAAGCUUUAGUUCAUGCAUCUUCUUUUCAAAAUUUUCAGUCAUGCAGGACAUUCGGCGCACCAGAUUUGUUAAAAAAUCCUUUCGGGGCAGCUGAUCCCGUAUACACGGAGGACAGUAAAGAGCCAUUAUUCGCCAGCAGUGUAAAACAGUCUUUAAUGCCCUGUUGAAUACUAUUGGGAAUUUUCUUCGCUUCCGGUGCUGUUGAAGUCGAUCCCUUUAGGUGGUGUGGAGCCCCGUAAAACGGGCCACGCCGAAGUUUCAUUGGACCAACUCGGGAGCACAGCACGCAUUACUUGUGCUGCGGACAUGACGAUGUGUGGCGGCACGCCUAGGCGCGGGCUUCCGCCGCGCCGGCCACCUGCGCCUAAUGACCACGUCAGACGUCUAACCGUCUCGGGCAGUGAACUGGUGCAUGGGAUAGGGAAGGCAGAAAGUCGGGUCGACUCGACGCAAAUCUCCACUACAAACAGUCGGGCGCAUCUUUGAGCUAUCACGGUGCGCUGAAAGCUAUGACUCGGAAGGCUCUCAACUCACGGAACAGCUCAGUCCUCGCAGGACGGGGAAUUAGGCUGCAAUGUGGCCUCGAUGGCGCCCCAACUCAGAUUGAAUCUGAGCCGUUCCCUUUGUCUCUGUGAAAACUUAGUCCGUCGUGCGCAGACCACGUCGCGUGUGGCACGCUUAAACAGGCCGUUUAGUUUUAUCAGCCACAACACUCGAUCUCACCUCCGGUCCUCUUGACCCCCUCUAUACACCAGACUGAGGUGGGUGAGGGAGGGAGGGGUGCGAUAGAUGCAGCGUACGUCUGCUUUCACUAUAAACUAAUCCACGCAUAAGCCACCGUCCUUCGUCCACUUUGUUGUAGGAAACACGAUGGACAUCGUCGUCCGCGACGAUCGAAAUGAGAAAAGGUGGUGUCGCUCGCAGAGUUGUCUUGCGGUGUGUGCGGUUCGAACUAUGUUAUCCGUCUCUGGAUCCUCGUACUGGCUAUUAGUCGAUCACCGCUCCCUGCCGAGCGUUUCACUACAAGGAUUUUGACAGCCUGUGUGAGGUUGUUUGUCCUGACAUUAGAGUACCUCCUCUGCUGAAGACGACCGUGGUGGGUCUUUAGUUUGCUUUCCACAUUUGGAGCGUUCAAAUCACCUUUGGUCAUUUUUGUGAAUAAAGCUUACUAGAAAUGGUAGCCCUUCAAGCUGCGGCCAUUAGCGCACGAUGAUGGGUUGAAGUGCGUUAGGUGGCGGAGAGGGAGACACGAUCGCUGGGACAAGUGCUUUGUUAACCUGACGUUUGGGAUUCUUACUCGGAUUCAUCAUCACAGACAGAGUCAGGUAAGGGUAGUGGAUUGCCCAGAUGUUGCAGUAUUUAUUGGAUACAGUUGCUAGGCCGCUACAUGCCUAUCAUAGUUGACAUCGGCGGAGUGCAUCACAGCUCGACUGCCCAGGUGUGGAAGUAUGCAAUUGCUAUUCGCCUGUGUGCCGGUCAGGAUUAUCGGUUCCCACGCAGGCGAAUUGCUGCCUACCGGAUUUCGUUAUCCGUGUGGACUGUUGGGCCGACUGUUUGGGUCGCCGACAUUGACGCCAGGGACACUGGUCUUCCUAACGCUCUCCUCGCUGCUAACUACUCUGCCUACGCAAGGUCUCAGCGCUGAAUAUGUAGCGGGGAAGUCGUUGCGCUUGUUGAUUAAUUGAAGACCAUAAAACCACGACUAGAGCAGUUCGCGGCUCAUGUAGUUGUCACCUCUAGCAAGAACUUCUGUUUCGCCAUACUUGAAUGUGCGGUUGGGUCUCGUCGAAUGAACCGCGACUUGGUGGCUGGCGUCGUUCCUCCUCACUGCCGCUGCGUGCUCGGCCAUCCGCGUCCAGAGUAGUCUUCCCAUACCUGCUCCCGCCUCUGAUGAUGGAUUCUAAUGAGCAUCCGAAACGUCCGGCUAAUAAAGUCCUUGUUCCAGCGAUCGUGUCUCCCUCGCGAAUAGCGACAUUCGCGAACGUCCACUUCCCAGCUGCAUAUUUCGGAACUGUCCGCAUUUCGAACCUCCUCCCAUUGUGUUCGCAGUUCUCCCAACUACCGGCGAGACGUUUUACUACCCAGUAUCUCGUUCGUUGUACCCGGCGACAGCCACGGCUGCAAUGUCCAACCGGACGUCAGCUCCCGUUCGUACUUGCCACAACAGGACUCGUCCCUUCCUCCACACAAACCAGAUUUUGCUCACUCGUAUCUCACAUGAAUUAGAGUUGCCGCGAGGGCAAAAAGAGAGCCAUUUUAGUGUGACCUUCAGUUUGUGGGAGGGUCGAGGUAUCGCGCCAGUUGGAAACCGUCCACUUCACAACUUUUAGGUCAUCGUGCUAACUGAAAACGCACUGGAUGUGUUAUCGUUAGAUUAGUUCGCUCAGAGUUAGCUCCAAUCCCCCCCGCCCAAUAUUCCUCGCGCACCGAGACAGGCUGACUGAAUAUGAUAGCCGACACCGUAGUUUACGCGGUAGAAAGCCGCUGUCUCUAGAUUGCUUACGCGCCUGGUUCCCGUAUGGGCUUUGGCACGAGAGCGCCGGCCGUUUUCGGGGCUCAUUUCGCCCUUUAUGCCACGCGGACGCGCUAGACAGACGUGAAGUAAAUAGUCGCCGGUCCCCGCUUCCCGAAAGUCACUUCUCCCCCCAGUUCAUAACUGACUGCUGGAAUCCUUUUCAGUAUUACUUCAAAUACGUGAUUUUCCCACUGAUUCCUGUCUCUUUGUAAGAGGUCAAUUGCAUUUAAGGGUUGUUAGUUUACAGAGGAGCAUGUAAUGACUGGGACAUUCGGCCCGCCCUGACUACCGCGCAAUCCAAGGACUCGGUCCUGUUGAGGGAGACAGCAAACACCGGUAGGUCUUUAUUCUAUGCAGAAUGAGAAAUACAGAUGUAGGUAACAUGGUGACGGGCCGUGUCAGCAGUCGAGGAGUGACAGCCCAGUUGACUGACACCUCUGACGACCUGGUUUUACCAAUGAGCUUUCGUUUGAAGUUUUGGUUGCCUGAGUUGUGAGGUGGGUGUCAGCUGCGGGUGAGAGGCCGAGAUAGAACCUCGAAAGGCCUUUUAACCUCACUUUUUUUAGAGACAAAUGAUUCCAAAAACAUAACCGUCUCCGAGCCUCAUCAUUCAGAUUCAGUCUUUCUUCAUGCUUAUGAGCGCGCCAUCAGCGUGUGCCUUCUCUCUGUGUGCAUUGUAGCUACGGAUGGGUAGAGCAUGAUGGUCGUAACUUUGGCGUCGAAACAAUCAUUGAUGGCAAUCAUAACAUCACCGUCUCCUUCGUAAAGCGUUCCUCUGGCCCGUAUGGCGGCGAUUGGACUGCCAGAAUCUCCGUUUCUGCCGCUCAGAGGGUUAGUUUCCUGCACAUUUUACUUUUGUUUUGUUUUUACUUUGUUUUGUUUUUUCACUUUAAUAUAUACUAGCUGGACCCCGCCACGCGUUGCUGUGGCUCAGUCUGAUGAAAUGGAAAAGAAAGAAAAGAGGAAGGGGCGCGUUUCUAAUAUGUUUAAGUUCAUAAUGCUUGUCGUUGCGUUGCCUGUGCAGGUAAAAAGAUUGUCUGGUUUGCCGACUCGCGUGCACGCAACGUAAAAUUGGCCGUGUGAGAAACAUCAGCCAGUCAUACCCAACCCCGAAGUGUGGAACACCUGAGGCUCGAACUCGCGACCAGUUAGUUAGAAGUCCACGCCUCUAACCACUGGGCUACGAGCCUGUUAGAGGCGUGGACUUCUAACUAACAGGUCGCAAGUUCGAGCCCUGGGGUGUUCCACACUUCGGCGUUGGGUAUGACUGGCUGACGACGGCUAAUAAGCCAGAAAUGGCCAUUCCAGUCUCCCUUGCCUUUGUCGGUAGUAACAUACUGCCUAUAUCAUGCGCCGCUGUGUGGCUGCUGGUUGGGCUCGAGAGAGAGCCCGUAAGGCCCAACGGAACGAGUGAGUUCCGUAAGAAAGAUCGGUGAGCGCCCCCUACCAUUAUAUAUAUACACACACAAGUAGAGAGAUUACUGACGGAGACAAAAGAGACUGAAAUGUGAGAAACAAUCAAUUUGCAGACGAUCUCAACCGCACAUUUCUAAGGAUUAGCCCUGAGCUUUGUUGAUUGUGAUUGCAAACGCCAAUCGAAUCGGGAGUUUCAGCCUCCAAAAUUGAAAUGGCAUAUCAGUUGGAAUUAGUGGAAUGCAAGGAAUAAGGACAUGUUCACCUUUGAAGGAUCCUGUCAAGAUAGUGGCUUCCGUGACGUUGUUUAUUAAUGGUUUUACUGCAAGCCGCUAGCCGUUGCAAAGCCUCGGAUGGUUGAUAUUUCGCAGCACGAUAACCAGUACACCGAUUUUCAAUUGCAGUACCUGCGCCGCCGUCCCUGGCAGAUCAAGUGAAUUCAAAAUUUCUGUGGGAUAAUUAACCGCCUCGUCUGCUUCCACAGCAGUGCCAACGGACGUGUGCAGGACUGCCUCGCUUUGAAUCCUAUACUGAAUAGUAUAGUCAAGUAGGUAGACUUCUUUGUCCUUGGCCACAAGAGAAUAGCUCGUUCGCUCAGCCAAUCGGGAUCCGUAUAAAAGAUUGGAAUGUUGGGAAAUACCUUUGCAACCUAUUCUUCUUUUGAUGACACUAAAUUGCCGAAGGUGGUAGGCUGUGAAAUACGUUCCGAAGUCGGAUCAACCGGCACCGUUCCAUUCCUCUUUACCAGCAAUUGGUGUGAGAAUAUCUCAGCUGCUCAGUCGUUUGACAGCUGGAACACGCAUAUGUGUAGUUUAUUUUAACGCCUGGACGUGACGCCAAAAAGUAGAGGAUUUCAGGCUGGUAUUUAUUUCGUCCGCUGGUGUGCAUCGAGGAAUUACAAGCAGUGUUUGCCUGAAGUCUCCAGCAAGCAGUGGCAAUGCGUCUCCAAAUGGUUUGCUGUUUCCGCGCAAAUCUUGUAAUGAUCGGUCAAGGGCCUCGACCGUGUUUAUGUGCCAUUAUGCAUUCAUUGUUUGCAUUUAUGCAGUAUUUUUCCCAUGCCGGAUGCCUUGGAAAUGUUGCACGUAGGAGUUUCGCUGAUUUGCACGUUCAACGGCAAUUGUAAAGCUGAAUAAGCGGUUCUUCCGCCGGGUAGCAAGGUCGCAGCUAUUCCGGACGACGCAGGAGCUAAGGCUAUGUCAUUUUGGAUCAAAGUGCUGUCAGAAUCAGUCGUAGUAGGAACGUUUUGCCAGUCCCUUUCUGGUGCAUCCAAAAAGAUUACUCCAACCCCGCCAUUGACAGUCCGCAUUAUUUGAUCGUAAAUACCAUCCUGUUAGCUUAGGAACGCCUGAUUGCAGAUACGACACAAGAUCAACCCUGUUGUAGUUUUGCUCACGCCACGCAAAUCCACGUCUAACGAAGUAGCAGCAGAUCGCUUUUGGUGUUGGCUUUCCCAUUUGAUUGAGAACUUUGUUCAUGAUCUCUACCCACACAUCCUCAAUCAUUACUAACGCCUCGUUGUAGAUUUUCUGCUGUGAAGUUCGCAUUUGAAUUGUCCCUGCGUAUUCGAGGGAAGAUGCCUUCAGUCAUGUGCGACCCACUGGCCGAGGCGGGGUGGGGGAGGGGGUGGUGUUAACUGCAUGCAGUCGUCACGCCCGAGCCUCCCAGCAGAAGCAGUGACAGCCCGGUUAUGUGUGUUGUGCGGCAAGGUCAAGUGGAACCCAAGAGUUGCAGGUCUUUUUUUCUGUGUGGCUCGCCUAGCGGCCUGUACUGCAUCGGCCCAGAGGGGGUGGGGCAUGUUCAAGUAUCUGCGGGGGGUGGGGUGGGGUGAGCGCAGCCGUCGGGGGGAGUGCGUGUGUUUGAGCGGAUGUCGGUCAAGUGGCUCGUGUGUCCGAGUGGCUGCCUGUCAACGGGCCGCAGGCCAGCGUGUCAGCAGGUGGCGUUGUUAUGGCAGAAAAAAUCAUGUUUUUUUACCCAUCGCAGGCGUGUCAUCUGCAUUACUAUGAAGGUAGACAUAAGAAAAACCGGCCCUGUGCGCAGGCAGGGUUGUGUCAAAAUUUCAGCGCAAUCGGUACAGUACUUUCGGAGAUUACCUUCCAUAUAUAUAUAUUUCAUUUUUAUAUAUAAGAAGAAGAUAAUCUCCAAUUAAUAAUAAAUCGCCCUCUCCGGACUAUAACGCCAAUUUAGCCAUUUCUUUUAUUACUGGCUUUUGUCGUCGGUGGGGGAAUCUCAGACUAAAUAUGAAUACGACCACGCUACUAAUACAUGGCAGGCCCUACAAAUCCAGGUGUUCUAUGUAAAUAUGUUAACUAUCGUAGUCAGGACGUUCACCAAUCGGGUUGCGGGACACGGUUGUGCCGUUGCGCCCCGGCAGGCAGGAGUACGGACAACCGCAAUAGACAUUUCCGGCUCAUUGGCCGUCAUCAGUCAACCUUACCCAACCCAAAGUUGACGAGUUCGAACUCGAGAUCUUCGGUGUUGGAACGUUAAUUCCAACGUCCUCUACCAGUGUAUCUCUCUAAAAUUCAUGCAACUAAGGCGUACAACUGCUUACGAAUUUCAUAGCCAACUUGUCCAUCUCUACUCGCAUCUAUACGCGAAUUUACGAUCUAUUGGCGCUUUAACGCCGUGUCUGGCGGUUGCUUGGAGCGAUGUAAGUAGUUUGCACCUCAAAUGUGUUCGAAGAAGGACCCAUGAAUAGCUGCCAGUAUGACAGCUUAAGGUCGUGCUGCCGCCUGUUUUAGGGGGCGAUUGUGUUGUCGGCGAACUGUUCUGCAUAAAUGGCUGCCUGCAGCGUCUCAGACUGGCAAAAGGCCAGCCAAGGCGGGCGCAUGUGUGCGUGGAAAACAAGGAUAGUUGCCUUGGGUUUCGUUGUCAUAGCAGAUGGCAAAGCACUUAGGCUGGCCGAUAAGAUCUGCCAGUUUGGAUUCAAAAGCCAUAUAAUCCCAUUAAAAAAUGUCGCCCUUCCAGUUUACGGGACAGGAGUGUAGGAACUCGCAUGAGAAAAUCAGUCGAAAAAGAAGUAGUUUACACGCACUUAUGUCCUGCACUUGCGAGGUAGCAGCGUAAGUGCUGUCGGCGGUCGUGACCGCUGGCCGCUGGCCAGUUUCCGUCAUCUCAGACUUUCUCAGUCUCGGUCAGUGCUUUUCACGUCAUUAAACUCAUCUGGCUAUCCUACGCUCUCUGGCAUGCCCAUACAGGUUGACUUUGGGUUCGCCGGCCCUGAAAUUGGCCUUCGGGUAGAAGCCCAGCCUGCAAGUCAGCGAAGACAAUGAGAAUUUAACUCAGGUUAGUAAACGUAAGAGAUCCGGGUCGAUAAUCUGAGAAAUGUGAAGGGUUCACUGGAUCGGUGAAGAACUAAGUGACUGACAUUUUGACGGCCUUGGCCGGCUCUCCAUUAUAAAAGCGUUUUGUGCACAAAAUCGGCCGGAACUUUGAAUAAACGGCCGAAUUAGUUGGCCAUUCGCCGAUCGAUUUCUUCUUUUUUUCGCUGCCUUGGCCUUCUGGCCGCUGUCUGUGAAUGUAGGCAACCUUCUGCAUUGCGUGUCGUCUCCUCAACGGGGGUCUGUUGCACCUUUGCUCCUCUUUUGGGUGACAAGCCGUUUUUGCUCGGCAUUUUUAGACUGCAUGUGACCGUCUGGUCCUGGUCGUGACGUAUGCAGUGACGCAAGACUUCAUAGACCACAGGAAGGUCUAGAUGCCUGUUGAUGGAGUUGGCAUCUGGGUACCAAGCCUCAAGUGUGAGACUUCAUGUCUUUGAGGUGCUCCGGCUAAGGACGGUUGCUCCUUAAAAGUCAAAACUGUGGCCGGGUUUUCCGAUGUGAGUUGCAAGCUGUGAGUUCGGGUCCGGUCUCGGAGUCGCCAGUUUGUGCUCGUGUAGACGGGUCUGCAAUUUCCGUCCGGUUUCCUCAACAUAGUUGUAGUCCCCGUCGUUACAACGUAUUUGAUAGACAACUGCUGAGGUUCCAGUGGGUGGCAGUGUGUUUUUGGGUCGAAUCAAACGGCGCCGAAUUGGUGCCUGGGGCCGAAGGACAAUGCCUACUCUGGCGGGGGACUGUGAUGAGUAAGUGUAACGUCACCUUCGCACGAGAAUACCGUGUGAAACCUCAAGUGGUUUGUCAUCGGAACUGUAAUUUAAAAUUAAAGAUUCAAAAUAAUCCUCAUGAUUUUCUGCCAUGACCGACGGUUAGGUAAAAAAAAUAGAUGCGCCAUAUCUUACUGGUGGUGGGACAAGCCCUAACAAUCAACUUAAAGAGUCAGUUAUUACCUUUCAGGCGUACCUUUUUUAUUUCUCCUCUUUAGUCGGUAAAACCGCGACCGAUAGCCUUUCUGUUCUACGCACACCUUCCGGACUCCACCAGAGGCAUGCUGCAGUCCUUCACUCACGGCAAUGAACUAAAACGCCUCCGUGGUAGGUCUCCAAUUUCAUCAACCCCACCUCCCCCCCCCACCCUAUCCUCCUCUGAAGUCACCGAUCGCAUCUGCCUUGGCUAUCUCUCUAUCAAUCCCCUGUCUUCACCAAAAACUGGGUGCGUCAUUCGUUUCACGACAAAAGGUGGAUUACCGCGGGGUCCGGUAACCAUUUACGUCACCUUUGAAGUUGCUGGCAGACGAUAUGGUGCGACAUCUCAGCCCUGCUGAACGUGACUUCUUCUGUUUCGCCGAGGCUGAAUUGCACCGAACUUGCGACCUAUUCGUGAGGAACUGAAUGAACCGGGCGGGGUGAUCACAUCCAGCCCAACUGACUGAGUGGUUGUUAUAAUGUGUCAGACUGCUACAACAAUGGUACAACUUCGUUUAGACGUCUAGAUACAGGCAUAUGCGUAGCAACUGACCUGCUAUGAUGUUUACACGUGCCACGGGCGCGCCGCCUUACAUUGACUCAUAUUGACUGAACUUAAAUCGCUCAGAUGUCGCACAAUCGCCCCGUAAGUUCAGAUUGACAAGGAGUCAUUGCAACCUGGCCUUCAGUCGGGCAGCCCAAACUAUUCUGCCAGUUUGAAGCCCUCCAACUCUCAAGGCAGAAUUAUGCUCAUUCUCAUGCGGGUGAAGUCGAAUGCCGUGAUUGACCAGGCACUUCUACCCGCCAUCUCGUUUGUCACCCACACGUUUUGGCGACCGUUGAGGUCUUGGGAUGAUGAUGUCGCCUGCGUGGGGGGAGGGGCUCUCAUCGUGCGGAUGCGGUCAAGAAUGACUCACAUUUCCUCAGAUGCGUUGCCAAGUCAGGUCCUGUGGUCAGCGUGCUACAUGCCCGAAUUACGCAUGCGUCUCCAGAUCUGGAUGUCUCGAUAGUAUUGGUGGUACGGGGACUCGAAUUUCGUCUGUGACAUGCCAGAAAAAUAGGACGUAACAGUGGUCCCUCGCAAUUGACGAAGACCACCAUUACCUGGGCGAACAAUGGGGAUUUACGUGUAAAUUGGCCUAUUGGGAGGGGGAUUGCGCAGCGUCUACCUCACACUAUCUCUACCUGCACCUAUCAUGUUCCAGUGGUCAGAGCCAAGAUGUGAGUGCAGUGGUUGAACCCACAUCUACGCGUACAACGCAUGUGCUACACACACCAACCAGCUUUCCAAUGUGUCGAAACCCUCCUUAAGGAGUUACCAUGGACCAAAUUAAGAAGGGACCAUUGUAACCUCCCCUCGGCCUAUUACAGGAUCCGCUUAUAUUGUCAGUUGGUAGCAUUUCAAACCGCGAUUUCAGGUGCGUAGGGACAAUUGAAGGCCCUUCAGACUCAUUGUUAGUGUGUAGUGUUUUGAUUGCCUUAGGGGAAGUGCCUCAGUCCCAUACGCCUUCAGGACCCUUUAAAGGCAGAUUUCUGGCAACCUUAUGCAACCCCGCAGUAAGAUCGAAAAGGCCGUGGUUUUACCCCCCCGGGUCUGGUUUGCACAACUGUUAGAUCAGGCAACAUUUUAGUCUAGCCUUUUUACUAAGCUCAACGUUGCCGCCGGUAAUGGCAUUCAAGUAGGUGGCUCUGGGGUUACACCAGUCCUACAUGUCUCUCUUCGUGAACUACGACAGGAGCAUGACAGUGGCAAUAGGGGAGUUUUUUGCGAAACAUCUAAGAGUUCGUACCAGAAGUGUGGAGUACAUUCGACCGCCAACUGUUGGCCUGUUCGCGCAUCUCACACAGAGUCUGUUGAACCUAACUGCUUUAUAGAUUCAGUCGCCUGAGUCGGUUUACUUCGUGCCGCCCGUACGUGGAGACGGUGUAAAUAAGUGCAGAAUUGUACAGAAACACGGCUCUAUAAUUGACAUGAUUAGGAAAAUUUUAAUGCUACAUUUACAACCAAAUGUCUCCAAGCGUACAGUCGGAAGGUUAUUGUACAGUCAGAAAGAUGUAGCGUAUAGUUGGAAGUUACGGGGGAAGAAGACGGGAGAUUCAAAUGUUACGAGGGUUGGAGAAAAAUAGAAUGACAUGAUUUUCCGAGGGAAACAAAAAACUUAAUGUAUACGCUAAAAGGUGUCAAAAAGGGACAACAUACGUGGGAACGUACAUUCCCACCCAAGAUUCGCGGUUGUCGUUGGUGCGGGUAUCAUUCAUCGCUUGGUUUGUGGUUCUCUAACAGGCACAAACUGCGCACGUCUCUCAGUAAUCUCCCCUGUUGCGUUCUCAGUACAACAUCUGUCACCUUUCCGUCCUUCGAUUCGAGCAGCUUUUCCUCUACGGCCUUCUUCCAGUGUCCUCGUGGCGCUACUUUGUCAACUACAAGGACCAGAUCUCCUCUACGGAGUUGUGGGGCCUCACCGAUCCACUUUUGUCUAGCUUGCAACGAUGGUAAGUAGGCACCGAUACACCUUUUCCAGAAUAUAUCAGCAAGAUGUUGGGCUUGGCGUCACCGUCGCUUAAGUCUACAGGGGCAGCAUUCCUCAACAGAUGGUGAAAGGUUCCGAGUGCUCAGUAAAAACUGUUGGGGAGUGAGUACAGAGUACUCGUUCGGGUCCGUACUGCUCUUAACCAGCAGCCGGUCAUUCACUAUCUUCUCAUUCUCGGUUAUGGUUGUUAUGAAGACCUCAUCUGUGACCACUUGUGAACCCAAAAAUGAACGUAAAAUCCGUCUGACGGACCGUAUCAGGCGCUCUCAUACUCCUCCCCGAUGACUCGCUGUGGGGGGGGGGCGUGAAGAUCCAAUCGCAUUCCUUCUCCGCAAGAGAGCUAGCUAUUCGGUCCUGGCUUCAGCAAUUCCGCCAGUUCGUUCUCAGCUCCUCCAGGAGCAUGACAGUGGCUAUAGGAGGUUUUUUUGCCAGUCACAUCUAAGAGUUCGUACCAGAAGUUCUGGCCAACCGUCGUCUUCACUUGUAAUCCCCACGAGUUUGUUGACUGGAUCGCCUUUUACCGGAUGUAGGAGUCGGGGAAGAAUAAUUCACGCUCCAUUUCUGACACUGCUUCGCCAGACGCCGUUGUUCUUCUUAGACUCCUCACCGCCUCUGCUCCGCGUAACUUUGGUCUGCGCCUGAUACAACUCUGCCUGCCUUGCUUAAUUUCCGAGGAAAUUAAUGCGCGAACUUGGAGUAACUCUUUCGAAACAGGCCUUUUCAGGCACGGUCCGAAAUUUGAUAUGAAUAUUUGAGCUGAAAUCCAUCAGCUACUGCGGACUAACCGCUUAAUAUUCACAAACCGCCAACAGGCAGCCAGUAGUAUAGCAUUGUGCAAUAAUUUACCGUACUAACAACACAGGUAUUAGCUAAAAGCUAAUACCUGUGUUGUUAGUACGGUAAAUUAUUGCACAACUCUGCCUAUUUUCUCCGAGGCGUCGUUUCUGCUCAACUUGGGUACAGGCACAGUGAGAUAUUUUUCUUAGUUGUGCCCGAACAAGCCGUAAUCUGGAGGUCUUUUUGACCAGGACAGAUAGUGCGCGCCUGAUUCUGACAUUUCACCAAAUCGGCGAACUCCACCAUCUCUAUGAUGACCGUAGACGUUUCGGAAAUGUCCACAGCAAAUCUCCGGUUUUUUUUUUCGUUAAACUUCUGAACGUAUGGUGGUUCGGAGAACUCAGUGGACCCUUCUGAUUUAAAUCCUGUUUUAUGGUGUACCCUUGGGGAGGGACUUGUGGCGUAGACACGAUCCGAGCCUAAUGCGAUUUCCACUUCUGUCCGUCGACAGAGCCGAACCGCAUUCAGGCACGGGGCGAUUUUGUGCAACUGCUCUGCCCUCCUGCGUGUCCGUUGCACCUAACGAGCCAGUGGCUACGUUUGCCACGACUGCGGACGACAGAAUGCUGCGUCGUUUUUACCUGUGCACGCAUUCCGACCCAGCGGGCCAUGACAUCUUAAAAGCGACUACGCAUUGCACGUAUUCCUGCACCGAGACAGUUGGCGGAUAUGCAGAAAGUCGCGCCCCAAGUUUUUCGUUGGAUUUUUUUAGCCAAAUGACAGCGGUGGAUGGAGGGCGGGCUGAGGCCGGACCGCUUGAAGUCUUAUGUACAUACCUGUCACAGACGUGUGCCACGGGAUCCUUCAUGUUGUCCUUCUGAUAGACCGGUCAUGCGUCGAAUGUGUGUGCCCCUAAAACGGGCCAGGCGGGAGAUGCGCCGGACCAACACAGCGACUGGAUCGGAAUCCGGCGGCGCGUUAUCUAGGCUGCACACGCGUAACAAAUGCCAACACGGCUCACGCCGUUCCGAUUGGGAUCGGUGCCGGAUCGGUGUAUAAAACCCUGGUCAGUGUCUGGUAUGGACCAGUGGGCUUGGUGGUACGCCUAGACGCGGGUUCUGGCGUGGUCGGUGUGCUGCCUAUAAACCAGCUGCGUCAUGGUAGCAGUGCCAUUGUUAGUUCACGGUCGCUUAGUUACUAGGCGCGGAGCCUGUCAGCUUACAGUAGGUGUGCUAACUCAUGAAAUGUUAACUGGAAUUCUGAAAUUCGUUUUCGUUUCCAAAGGACUGCUUCAGUGGGGUUUUAAAAUUAAUAAUCGUGCUGUAUAAUUCUAUAAUAAAUCAGUUACCUCGAGAUGCCGGCUUUCGAACGGACUUCUUUCCGGCCACAUGCAAAAACCACAUUCUGUAGAAAGCGACUACUUAGGUAGCAUGGAUUUUCCCCAUUGAUUUUGAAUGCCCUUGAAAAUGUAAUUAUAUUUAGUGGGAAACAUGCAUAAAAAUAUUCAUUCUUUUACUCAUUUUGCGGAAAAUUGAGUCUUCUUUAAAUUUUUUACUUGAAGAGAAAGUAUAAUUCGGUUUUAAAAACUUUUCCAAUUCCUGAAUAAUUUUGAACCCGACCUGCCGUUACACUUGCAUUGAAGGUUUCAAAACUACAAGGUGUGUAGUUUCAGUAUACGAAAAAUCCUACGUUUCUAUACGAUAUUAAGAGGAGACAAUUUAGGGUUCAUAAACUUCAGCAUUGGAUCUGACCCAUAUUGUAAACUUUACAAGAAACCGUAAAUGCACAGACAUGAUGUUUUAUGAACGAGAAUUUCAAGGCAUUAAAAAUCUCAUAAUUAGAAACCUUUCUAAAACUUAAUUAUAUCCCUCCUUCAAGUGUAAAAUUUUAAAAGGACACAAUUUUCUACCAAAUGAGUUAAAAAAUGAAUAUUUUUAGUCAUGCUUUCUAUUAAAUAUUUUUGAAUUUAUAGGAACAAGCAGCUAUCAUUUACAGAGCGUAGUUUUUCCAGGCGGCCGGAAAGAAGUUCAUUCGAAAGCCUGCAUUUUGGCCUAACUGAAUUUUUAUGGAAUUAUGCUACACGGUGAUAAACAUUACAACCAUAUUUAGGUAAUAUUUUUAGUACGAAGCACAUUUCAGAAUUUCGGUUGACAUCUCAUGAGUUUGCCAAUUUGGAUUGAACUUUCUGACAGAGCGGACAGAGGAGUGCGAAUGAGGUACAGCCCAAUUAUAUUUCAUGGCAAACGUGCAUGAAAAUAUUCAUUCUUUUGCUCAUUCGGUAGAAAAUAACGUCUUCUUCUAGUUUUAUACUCGAAGGAGAGAGAUAAUUCAGUUUUAAAAAGUUUCUAAUUGCGGGACUUUUAAAUACCGUGAAAUGGCCGUUCAUAUAUCGUCAUGUCUCUGCAUUUACCAAUGUGGCUUGUAAAGUUAACAAUAUGGGUCAAAUCCACUGCUAAAUUUUAUGAACCCUUUAUGGUCCCCCUUUAUUACCGUAGAGAAAUGUGUGGUUUUCUGUACGCAGAAAAUAUACGGCUUGUAGUUUGGAAACCCUGAAUCCAAGUGUAACGGUACAGCGGGUUCAAAAUUAUUCGAGAAUUGGAAAAGUUUUUAAAAACCGAAUUAUACCUUUCCUUCGAGUAUAACGUUGGAAGAAGACGUAAUUUUCUACCGAAUGAGUAAAAGAAUGAAUACCUUUAUGCACGUUUUCCAUGAAAUAUAAUUGAAUUUUUAAGGGCAUCGACAAUCAAUGGGAAAAUUGCCUGCUACUUAAGUAGUCAUUUUUUGCAGAGUGCCGUUCUUGCAUGCCAUCGAAAAUAAGUUCAUUCGAAAGAAGGCACCCUGUGGCAACUGGACCAUUAUAGAAUUAUGCUGCAUGAUGAUUAGUUUUACAACCAUACUUUUUAAAAACCGAAUUAUCUCCCUCCUUCGAGUAUAACGUUGGAAGAAGACGUUAUUUUCUACCGAAUGUGCAAAAGAAUGAAUAUUUUUAUGAAUGUUUUCCAUGAAAUAUAAUUGGGAUGUACUUCAUUCGCACUCCUCUGUCCGCUCUGUCAGGAAGUGCAAUCCAAACUGGCAAACUCAUGAGAUGUCAACCGAAAUUCUGAAACGUGUUCCCGACUCAAAAAUUUUGAGUAAAUUAAAAAAGCAACAGCAACAACCGGCUUGUUAUCGAAUCUGUAAUCCGAAAUUGGAUGGACAAGAUGAUCAUUCAGCUGUUCAUACAAAAGCCUCCCGCAGGCCUUAUCUGGCCAUUUGGCCGAGUUUACUCCGAUUUCAAAUGUUGUGGCGAAGGCAAGCGAAGGCAGGGCGCGCAAGUUUGAUCCAAUUUCCGAUCUCGUCUUAACCAUGCGCGCUUGUGACGAAAACUUCGACCCACGGUGGUAGAUGCCCAUUAGUCAGAGAGCUCGAAUAACGGUGAAAGCCGAAAGGUCAAACUAAGAAAGCGUGAACAAUCCUGGCGCGCACACAUGUUCUGCUGUUGGUGCCUUAUUUGAUGCCCUGAGACCUCUCUCUCUCACACACACUACACCUUUUCUGCCGAGUCACAACCCAUCGACUGCGUCCUCAGUGUAGACGACUCGGCUCUGUGAUGUUUUGACCUGAAGGCGAAUUCGCCCGUUAUGCCCGUAUUGUUCCAACUCAGCCUUUAUGUUGAGAUACGCAAUUGAUGACGGGAGUGGGCGUAAUUGAAAAUUAAAUUCGGUAACAAUCGGGAGAUGGCACCCAAAAAAUCCGUUACUUAGAAAUAAUAACUUUAACAGGGGACUCAAACGCCCUCAGGCUAUAUCAGCGGUUGCAGGCCUACUUUCACGCACUACUUGGACUUUUCCCGACGGCCUAACAUGGGCUGGCCGAACGAACAUCGCAGGUGGUUAUAUGGACGAUGGUCGCUGUUACCCAAUCUUCCUCGUCGUUACACACGUACACCUGAAUAUACGGCAUACAUUCGCAUUAUGGCAAUUUAUUACAAAACAAAAUCACUUUUAAAUAGGAUAAGUCUGCCCAACAUGGGACAGGAACAGUUCCCAGGCAUCUGUCAAAGACAUGACAGUGAGGCAAAACCAAAGACGAUGCUGUACUUCGUCUAUGGGAGCGCACACAGCUAGAUCACAUACAGGGCCUCCGACGUAGAGUUUCCUUUUCAGUCUGUUCAAGUAUGCCUCAAUGGCAUUGGUGUGCCGUCCGGUGGUAGGGUCCUUGAAGUUCUUUGAGUGGUUAACAGAGAAAUGUAGAAAACCUGAGGGAAGACGAUUAUACGCCUUCCACUCGUCCGCUACCACUAUACUGCCUUUGGCGACCCAUUUUGUAAUAACGGAACGGAGAGCGGGCCAACUUCGAUCAUUCACCUGUUCAAAUAAGGCUUUCUGUCGGCUAGUUUCAUACAUCCCGACCAGCCAUUACCCAUAAAACCCCUAUUACUACCUGUCCCGUAAGACAGGCUGCUUUCGUUUGGCGGAUUUUUUGGGUGCCAUCUCCCGAUUGUUACCGAGAAGAAUUCAUGCUACUAAAGUAGUCCUUUUUACAGAGUUUUAUUUUUGCAUGCGGCCGGAAGGAAGUUCAUUCGAAAGCCGGCAUCCUGAGCUAACUGAAAUAUUAUAGAAGUAUGUUGUAGGCUGACUAGUUUUACAACCCUAUUGAAUUUAUCAUUUGGAAAUGAAAACGCAUUUCGGAAUUUUGGUUGACAUUUCAUGAGUUAGCCCACCUACUGUAGGUCUACGAAUUAACUGACGAAGCAGGUAGCCCUGGUUGGCUGUGGGCGCGUGGUAAGUAAUAAGAUGAAACUGGGAAUGCAAAGGCUGUAGUGAAGACAGCCGUUCACUCAGAAGAUGUCUACCUUCUCAGGUUGCUUUCUUUCCCUCGAAUUCAUCUCCCUGGACUUCGGCCCAGGUAUUCAUACAUCAAAUUUCGGUCUGCGCCUAUUGACCCUACAAAACACGGAUCUACUCCGAGUUCGCAGUUAAUUUCUGAGGAAAUUAAAAAAGCAACAAAAACCGGCUUGUUAUCGAAUCUGUAAUCCGAAAUUGGAGGGACAAGUUGAUCAUCAAGCUGUUCAUGCAAAAGUCUCCCACAGGCCUUAUCGGGCCAUUUGGCCGAGUUUGCUCCGAUUUCAAAUGUCGUGACUGAGGCAAGCCAAGGCAGGGCGCGCCAGUUUGAUCCGAUUUUCGAUUCCGUCUUAACCAUGCGCGCUUGUGACGAAAUCUUCGACCCACGGUGGUAGAUGUCCAUUAGUUAAAGAGCUCGAAUAACUACCGUGACGGUGAAAGUCGAAAGGUCCAACUAAGACGGCGUGAACAAUCCUGCGCGCACACGUGUUCUGUUCUUGGUGCUUUUUUUGAUACCCUGAGACCUCUCUCUCUCUCUCAAUACACCUUUUCCGACGAGUCACAACCCAUCAACUGCGCCCUUUUUAUUCGUCAGUUUAGACGACUCGGCCCUGUACUGCGCCGACCUGAAGGCGAAUACGCCCGUUAUGCACGUAUUGUUCCAUCUCAGUUUCUAUGCUGAGAUACGCAGUUGAGGACGGGAAUGGGCGUAGUUGAAAAUUGAAUUCGAGCACUUCUCCGGUCCUCCGGUUUCCGUGGCCAGUUCAACGCCAUUCUGCAGUCUAUUUCGGACUGACUGCAGUAGGAGGCGAUCAUUUCUGACGCGCUUAACCUUCUCUAAGUUGAACAAGUCGUAAUAUUUGUUGCAGCAAGUCCAAGUCUGACGGUCGCUCCCAUGCAUCCGAUGUCUACACACCGCCGCUUGUGUUGUGCGCCUUCUAUCGGUGGUGGCAACGUCUUGAGCGCUGUAAACGACCCCUUGACCCUUAGUGAGUUCGCGAGGAGGCUGGAUCCAACUAGCACCUGCCACGCACACACCUAAUAGCGUGCUUGCGCAAUAACUAGUGCACAAGUGACCCAAAAGCAUCAGCCAGCGUCUGUUUGUCUGCUACUCCUGUGCCCUUCGGUCUCGUCUGAUUUUUCGUGUCCAUUGGCCUAUCUUUUGGUCAAGUUGUUUGACUCAAACUCCGUAUUUUUUCGAAGGGGUUAUUGCAGGCUGACCGCCAGUCCUGAAAAGGGCCAAGUUAGUUAGCCUCCUAGUUGGCAGUCUUCCAAGCCAUGACUGUCUAAUAUGCAGGGCAGAUUUUAGCUUCAAAACAUCUCCAUCGCUUCAAUGCGGCGUCUUGCAUUCCAAAUAUGUGCUACAUUUGUUUAAAUCGCUGAUUAUCAUUCAAUCGGCAGAGCGUCACCCUUGUUUCGAGUGCUAAAGUAAAAGUCUGACUGAAGUGUGCAGGACACUGCGAUUCCCUGUAUUCCAUAGAUAUUUUGGCAGAUUUUGAAUAAUUCAUAUUGACCCAACUGUGAAAAACUCGGCGCCUCGGUGGGAUUCUAACCCACGCAGUAAGGGGAAGGCUCUAAUACAGUCAACGCUCUAUCCACUUGAGCUACGAGGCCCCGCCGGACGACGCGAGUUUAAUCACAUUUGGGUCAAGUAACCCGCCCAACCUACUGCAACGUCUGGAAUCCACCAAAUCUGAUACAGUAAGUUGAAUGCCCAAGCAGGAUUUCUUAAGUAACUCGCCUAGAAUUCACCAGAUGACUACAAGGCUCACGUAAUUCAUAGAUGUUUUGGCAGAUUGGGUCAAUAUGAAUUAUUCGGAAUCUGUCAAAACAUCUAUGAAUUACGUGAGUCUGGUAGUCAUGUGGUGGGUCCUAGGUGAAUUACCUAGGAAAUCCUGCCUGGGCAGUCAACUUACUGUAUCAGCUUUGGUGGAUUCCAGGCGUUGCAGUAGGUUGGGCGGGUAAACUUGACCCAACUGCGAUUAAACUCGCGUCUCCCGGAGGGGCCUCAAGUGGUUAGAGCGUUUACUGUACCAGAGCCUUCCCCUUACUGCGUGGGUUCGAAUCCCACCGAGGCACGGAAUUUUUCCACCGUUGGGUCAGUAUCAAUUAUUCCCUCUAUUGUCUCUGCGCAUGUAGCCUUGUGUCUUUGGUUGCCGCACAACCGAAAUUUACUUGUCCAACCGUAAGGGAGGAUGGUAGAACGCUUGCAGAACGGAAUACGAAAUAUGCUCUGAGUUCCAGCCAACCGUUACACGUGCUAUCCGAGGUGAUAAGGGAGUCGGUCCACAAUGGUCGCUUAUGACCUACUCUUCUUUAUCUUCUCGGAUCGGUGAGCACCCCCCUCCACCAUUGUAUAUUUCCGAUCGAAACCGACAGGACAACGGGCCCGUGGCUCAGUGGUUAGAGGCGUUGAACUUCUAACUAACAGGUCGCCAGUUCGAGCCUCGGGUGUUCCACGACGGUUAAUAAGUUAGAAAUGGCCACUCCAAUCUCCCUUGUCUUUGUCGGUAAUAGCAUUCUGCCUAUAUCAUGCGCCGCUGUGUGGCUGAUGGUGGGGCUCGAGAGAGAGCCCGUAAAACACACCGGAACGAGUGAGUUCCGUAAGAACGAUCGGUGAACGCCCCGUACCAUAAAACUACUCCAUUAUUGAUUGCUCGUCGCUACGCCACGUACAUGUGCCAGUCAAGGACACCCUAGGGGCCUACGCUAGGCGCGUGCACAGUUUCGCAAUCGGACCGAAUCCAUGGGCCUCACGCAUACAUGACUGAGUGUUCUCGAUGGCGGCUGGUAGAGCACCCGGACCCAAUAACCGACUAGAGCCGGGUAUGACAGGCUUGUGACAAUAAACAGGACAGAAAUGACCAUCCACGUCCACUGACCCUCCUUUGACUCUCCCACCUACUUGACAAAGCCUCAUUAUGCAUGCCUCUACGGCCCCCCUUGCCCUCUUCACUGCCUUGCAGGCUUCACCCACGAAUUGGGCGCCUUUCAAGUAAACUUCCACACGAGCAAUUCGGACAGCGGCGGUAGCGUCGUCGGCGGCAAAACCCUGCAUCAGAGUCACCUCUCAGGUUACUGUCCCCGAGAGGACGCCCUUCUGCCCUCCAUCGUCUCCGCGCUGGCCUUCAAGAAUCGCGACUCGCCGCUCAUCUACCUCAUGGAGAAGCAGCGUUUUGACUCCGCCUUCAGUCCGCCCAGCCAACCCAACCUCUGGGUGGCCGAGGUGACCGUUCAGCCAGAAGAGGCCGGUCCGGCCGACUCGCCGCUACCGCCGCCCAUGACCGCGCUGGAGGUGGAGUUUGUGAGCCAGGCCUCCACCUCCUCGGAUGCCGUACCGCUGAUUGGAAGUCACUUUGACGAACAACUGGCUAAUUUCUCAGCCGCCUUUCAGGCCAAAUUCCAGGCUCGUUUUCCUGUCUAUGGGCUCAGACACUCGGAGGCCGAGGUGAGUGUCGCCGUCUUGAUGACCGCAAUAGUUGUGCUUGCAGUAGCGACAGCAGCAGUAGCAGCAGCACUGGUAGCAGUAGUAGUAUGGGUGUUAGUAAUAGCAAUAAUAAUAGUAGCAAUAGGGAUAGUAGUAGUAGUAGUAGUAGUAGUAGUAGUAGUACAAGUAGUAGUAGUAGUAGUAGUAGUAGUAGUAGUAGUAGUAGUAGUAGUAGCAAUAGUAGUGGUAGUAGUAGUAGUAGUAGGUGGUAGUGGUAGUAGUAGCAGCAGUAGUAGUAGGUGGUAGUAGUAGUAUUAGUAGUAGAAGUAGUAGUAGUAGUAGAAGUAGUAGUAAAGUAGUAGUAGAAGUAGCAGUAGUAGUAGAACUGUCGCAUAACGCACUAUUAUCGGCGUUAACAUGAAGUAAUGAUAAUCCCAUUAACGACAGCUUCCGUUUCCUAAUUACUUGCGUGUCGGCCAGUUACAACCUCUGCUUAUGGUGAAAUGCCCUCAUUCAUCCACAGUAAGUGACAGUAAGAAAGAAUUACUUAGGUGGGAUUGUAAUGGUGGUUAUCAUGUAGCAUAAUCCCCAUGAUAUUUCAGGCAAGCAAGGAUGCCGAUUUUAGAAUGUGCGUUUUUCCGGCUGUUUACAAAAAGUAAACUCGCCAAAAAUGCUUACUUAAUUAGUAGGCGCUUUUUCCGUUGCUUUUCGAUGCCUUUAUAAAUCCGAACACAUUUUAUGAAGGACGCACGAAAAUAUUCCUAGUACUGAUUUUUCAAAAAAAAUUAAGUCUUUUUCAAAUUUUUCACGAGAAGAAACGGCAUUGUUCGGUGUAAAAAGGUUGCAGUCUUGAAGUCUAUUGCAACCCUGAAGUCCGUUUAGAUAGCAUCGCAUCUAUCGGUUUAUGAAUACGACGCGGUACAUGUCCAUUAUAAAAUUAGGCGAGGUUUGGUCCUGCAGCCCUACAUGAGUAAUAACAUAUUGUUAGCUUCUUAAAAAAAUUCUAGAUGCGAAUAUGCUGACUUUACAAAUAUCACGUAUUUACAUCUUCCUUACCAUUUAAAUCCAGCGAGUGACUGUGCCACGCUGGGGGAAGUGCUUAUACGCCAGCCUCGGUUACUUCAGGUAUCAGUUCACACGCGAGUGGCUAAGCUCGGAUUGUUAACUAAUAUUGUUUUAUUAAGCUAACAAUACGGUAUAACUCAAGUGGGUCUGCAGAACCAAGCCUCACCUAAAAUUAUGUGGGCCCAACACGACAUCUUAGUCGCAUCGAGGAAUGCAUGAUUCCCCCAGCGAUGGAAAGUGUACAGCUUAUGACAUGGAAACCCUAAAAACUGAUUUAGCGACAGGUUGGGAUUCAAAGUCAUCCUGGAAUUGAAAAAAGAUUUAAACCGAAAGAUACCGUUUCUUCGAAAAAGCAUUUGAAGAGGGAGGAAUUUUGUUCAAAGUGACCUCAAGAACGGAGAUUUCGGUUCACGCUUUCGGGGAAAGCAUGUUUUGAUUUUUGUGGUCGUCCAAAUUAAAUAGAAAAAAAACGCAUGCUGAUUAGGAAGGCACUUUUAACGAGUGCAGUUUUUGCAGGGAGCCGCAGAGACGUGCACUCAAACGCCAGCUGUGGAGCGCAUUCUACCCUGGGGGCAGAUUUCAGACUUUCAGUUAGUGUGUCAUGAGUUAGCUCAUCCACUGCACCGCCUCGUUCUCCGCUGGGAAGUGGCCCGUUUUGCAGAAGGCAUUUGUUUGGCCUGUUAACGACGUCGUCACCUCACUGCGCGCCCGACCUGCUCACCAGCGCUGGCGGCCGUGUUGAGGCGGCGGCGGCGGCUGCAGGCAGGUGAUGAGUCAUCAUCCUCAUCCUCAAACGGGCAGACCUUUUCCCGCCCGCCUAGCGCUUGGUGGCUGUAAAAGCCCCAAGCUGACAUUUGGCCCUGGGGUAAAGGCGGGUUGGGGAAGUGUCGGCGGGGAUGUUGUUGUUGUUGUUGUUAUUGGUGGCGGUGGCGGCGGUGACCUGACUUUGAGAGAAGAAUGCUACUUGAGGCGAAGAGACGAGUCCCAGGAAGCAGUCGUGGAGAAUGAGACACGAUCGCUGAGGCAAGAGCUUUAUUCACCACUUGGGGUUGCAGUUGCAGACAGACCGGAGGCGACCAUCGGGCGUCGGGUAAUGAAACCGAAAGACCCACUGCCACGGCAAGAAACGUCUGGAGUUAUUUAUCGGAUCUGGUGCAGUUGCAGACAAAGCAACUACUUAGGAGAACCCGGAAGACUGCUCCGAACACGCUGCAGCAGUUCGGAGAAAUGACGCCAGCUCUCAAGUUGUGACUCAUUCGACGAGAUCCUGUCACACAUUCAAAUUCGACGCGGCCGAAAUUCUCGCUAGAGGUGACAACUGCGCGAGCCGCGAGCUGCUUGCGUCAUGGUUCACUGGCUCCCCCAGUCCAUUAACAAGUUCAACGACCUUCACCUCCCAUACUCGGUGCUGAGACUUCGCCUAGGCGGAGUAAUUAACCAGGCGGGGAGCGCACAGGCGAACACCAUUCCCAACACCAAGGUCGGCGGGUUAGAUGGUCGAGCAAUCGUCACACCAACAUCCAACACACGUGAUGAAAUUGCAGCAGUUAACUACGCGAAUAUCGGCCGUCAAACAAUGACUGCACCAGGCGCAGCAGUCCCCGAUGAAGGGGGAGUCGUGAAUUUUUAUAGGUAUACGAUAGCAUGGCGACUGCAUCCUAUAAAUACUGCAGCCCCUUGUGCAUGAACCACCCGUAUCUGCUGUUGUUUCUGAUGAUAUGUUCGAGCACGAAUCCGAAACGUCAAGCGAAUAAAGCUCUUGUCCCAGCGAUCAUGUCUCUUCUUCUCCAUCAUCUCCAACCAGUGCCGGCCCGUGGUUUUUGCGCGUCUACCACCGUCAGGACAUUCCUUUUCGGUAGUCCAGGCGACGCCUUGAAGUGCCUCUCCUGAUCCUGGCUGAUCGAUCCAGCCUUGGUGGCGUCUUACGUAGAGGCGCCACCGUUUCUUUUGAUGGACCUGCUGACCUCAAUUCACCAAUGAGAGCCAGAGAGUGACCACAAAACACCUAGGAACCUCUGCAUGCCCCAGUAAUGGUCGAAGAAGAGCUUUUCUUACUUGCAUCAACCCAGCAUCGGUGAUUUGAAAGAAAAGAGCUUCUAACCACCGAUUUAGGGGCCCUGAGGAACGAUUUUGGACUUUCGCGUCAGGAAUUUGCUGAAAGUGGAGCUACGAAAGAGAGGGGGCAAGCUCCUUUUUCGUUGCCGUACCUCUUAGGGGUUAGGUGUCAGGGUUAGGAGUUAGGGAUCAAGGUUAGGGGUUCUUGAGUCUGUCUUGACACCGGAACCAGGUGGGGGCGGGGAGGGGAAGGAGAAGAGAGUGCAAAGAUGCAGUGCAAGUCACCGUCUCCGUGCCCACGCUGUUGUGAAACCCAAGUGGACAUCGUCAGAAUCGACGGUCGAACUGUCACUUCGUAACUGUUUAUUCCUUUUUCUCCCAUAACACAUACACACCGGGCCGUGCGUCUCUAAGGAAACUAGUUGUGGUGGUGGUGGGAGUCGUGAGCUGGUAAUCACCUGCUAGAGGCAACACAUACAGCAGUCUAUUGUCGACCCCUACCAUCAGUUAGCUUAUUUUGAGAUCAGUGUGUAUUAAUUCCAGCUUGAGGACUCCACAGUCUACUCCGACACUGACGAACUAGCGUUGAAGCGCUGAUGGGACCUCGGUCUUCCGCUUAUUCCGACACAAGCUUGACAUUUUGCCGUCGGUUUCUGUCUCCGGUCGCAGACGCUGGUGGUAUAGUUGGUUGAAUGAGACAUGGAUAAGCCUGAAAUGCAGUGCGUGAUCGAUCUCGGGAAAUGUUGGCCGAAAUUCUGAAAAGCGUUUUCGAUUACGAAGGAUUACUCGGGUGGAUUUGUAAUACUGAUUAUCUUGCGGCAUAAACCUAUAGUAUUUCGAACUUGGUAGGAUCUUGACUCUUGAAUGCACUUCUUUUCGGCCUCCUGUAGAAACUGUACUCGGUAAAGAAUGACUACUUAUGUGGUGUGCAUUUUUCACAUUGAUUUUCGAUGGUCUCAUAAAUUCAAAUAUAUUUCAUAAAAACAUGGACAAAAAUGUUUUCUUUUAUUCAUGUGAUAGAGAAUCACGUCGUCUGUAUAUUGUUCACUUGAAGAAGGAGUAUAAUUAGGUUUUUAAAAAGUUUCUAGUGAGAUUUUUUAAGACCUUGCAAUGUCCAUUCACACAGCAUCGUACCUGUCCGUUUACCACUGCUCCUCAUGAAAUGCACAGCAUAGGCUGCAUUAAUUGCAAAAUUUUAUGGACUCUAUCUGGUAUCUUUUUAAAGGCAUAGAGGAAUGUAUGGUUUUCCAUACACGGAACGCAUGCGCCUUGUAGACUGAAAUCACUAAGCGCUAAUGCAACGGCUGAUCAGGCCCCAAAUUAUUCGGGAAUCAGAAAACUUUUUUAGAACCUAAUUAUACUCCUUCUUCAAGUGUACAAUAUACAGACGACAUGAUUCUCUAUCGCAUGUGAUUUUGCAUUCUCAGAUAUGACUGUUUGCUUUGCGCAUUAGUUUACGCUGAGUGUUUCGCCUUUUGAAAGUGCACCCUAUUCUGGGCGGUCUCCGGACUGCACGCCUUGAGGACGCUUGUCUUGAUAUACCCCCCCUUCUCUUCAGCUCGCCUUGUCCAGGUCCGCCCUGAGCAAUCUGCUCGGUGGGAUCGGCUACUUCUACGGCAGCUCGAUUAUACAGUCUCCGCUGCUGGGGCCCGAUCCGCUUGAUUACGGGCCGUCCAGUCUCUACACGGCGACUCCCUCGCGUCAGCAGUUUCCGCGCGGUUUCCUCUGGGAUGAGGGCUUCCACGGCCUGUUGUUGGCCCAAUGGGAUGUGGAGAUGGCUUUGCAGUCGCUGAGCCAUUGGCUUGACCUCAUGAAUGCCGAGGGUUGGAUCCCACGGGAGCAGAUUCUGGGCUGGGAGGCCCGCGCGCGUGUGCCGGCCGAAUUUGUUGUCCAAUCUACGAGUGUGGCCAAUCCGCCUACCUUGAUGCUUGUUGUGGAGGUGCGUCUGUUCAUUUUCACUGGGUGGCCUGUGAAAUUCUUGGUCUCUCUUUGAUGAAUCUUGAAUCACUUCUCCACUUCCAUAGCCCACCAGUAAUCAUUAUCGCAGUACCACAGUAAGUCCUAUUGACCUUACGCUUCUCCGAAUGCAGGCGCUGGGGACCUCUUAA
Molecule: messenger RNA, 29008 nt
Organism: Spirometra erinaceieuropaei
Lineage: Eukaryota; Metazoa; Platyhelminthes; Cestoda; Diphyllobothriidea; Diphyllobothriidae
Source: the annotation of a GenBank genome assembly